This is a messenger RNA of Nerophis lumbriciformis (worm pipefish), 1140 nucleotides long. The record is from RefSeq and is a predicted model, not a curated record. Lineage: Eukaryota; Metazoa; Chordata; Actinopteri; Syngnathiformes; Syngnathidae.
AUGGCAAACUGGGAGCGAAACAAAAGGAUCUUAUUGGAGCUGGUUAAGCUGCCAGAGAACAGUUUUUGUGCGGACUGUGGAUCCCCUGAUCCAGACUGGGCAUCUUCCAAACUAGGCUUAUUUGUGUGUCUGAAUUGUUCUGGUAUCCACCGUAACCUGUCCAGCCGAGUAAAGUCUAUAAAGCUUGACAACUGGGAAGAUGACCUUGUAGAAUUGAUGAAAUCCAGUGGCAAUGCCAGAGCCAAAGCCUUGUAUGAAAAAGCACUUCCUCCUUACUACUACCGACCACAGCAAACUGACUGUGUAGUCUUAAGAGAGCAGUGGAUUCGAGCCAAGUAUGAAAGGUUGGAAUUCACAGGGGAGACCAAGUAUCCACCUCCGUCUUAUACCACAGGCUUCUUUGAAGGAAUGCUUUGGAAGAAAGGAAAGGAAAAUACUCAGUUUCUGCAGAGAAAAUUUGUUCUCUCUGAGCGAGAAUUCACACUGGCUUACUACAACAAAGAAAAUGAGUCCAAAGGUCCAAAGGCCCUCAUCUCCAUCAAGCACUUGAAUGUAACUUUUCAGCCAGAAAAGAUUGGUCAUCCCCAUGGGAUGCAGAUUACUUACCUUAACAAUGACCACACCAGGAGUCUGUAUGUGUAUCAUGAUAGUCCUGAGGAAAUAGUCACAUGGUACAAUGCCCUUCGUGCGGCUCGCUAUGCUUACCUAAAGACAGCAUAUCCAACUGGAACAGAAACUGAUCUGAUAUCGAAUAUAACACCAGCCUACCUUAAAGAGGGAUACAUGGAAAAGACGGGGCCAUCGCAGAAGGAACCAUUCAAAAAGAGAUGGUUCAUUUUAGACUCUCAAAAUAGGAAGUUGCUGUACUUCAAGGGCUGUUUGGAUGCUGAAGAGCAGGGGGUCAUCUUCCUUGGCACAGAAAGUAACAAUUACUCUGUUAGAGACUAUGUCCCAAAACGAACUCGUGGAAACAAGUGGAAGUUUGGCCUCAUGGUGCAGACACCCGAGCGGCAAUUUGUCUUUAUGUGCCAGCACGAGUGUGAGCAAAGAGAGUGGCUGAAUUCCCUCAGACAGGUCAUGUCCAGGCCUAUGACACCACAGGAUUAUACCACAGAGGCCAACAUCAGGAAUAAGCGAUGA